AUGUCAUUGCUUGCUGGCCCUUGCGGGCCGUCGAAAACCAUCGAGUGGACGCCAUCCGCCGAACAAGCCCUUCCAGAAGAUAAAGCACAGGACAUCGCCUCCGCCUCACUCUUGGCUCGUUCAAUUCCAGACUCAUCACUCGCAAACUUCGCGGAUGCUCCUUCAAAAGCCGUUGGGGCCGCUCAGCAUCAGCUGGGCCCGCACGAUCAGUUACAGCCGCUGGGUUUCUUUUCUAAACCCCUCAAGCCCGCCGGAGCAAGGUACAGCACUUUCGGACGCGAGCUGUUGGCGGUGUACCUGGCAUUCAAACAUUUCAGCGACCGUCUCGAGGGACGCCAGUUCAUCGUUUACACUGCCCACAAACCUCUCACCUACGCAGUCACGUCUGCCUCUGCUCACGUUGCUGGCCUGUCCCACAGUCUAGCCCCAGACAUCGACUACGUCGCGCUCGCACAAGUGCAAGCAAACGACCCCGACAUGCCUGCAAUUCAUAAGUCAUCCUCGGCCCUCGACAUCCACGAGCUUCCCUAUCCUGGAACCCUGAGCCCCUUGUUCUGCGACACCUCUGCGGAAAACCCGCGUCCUCUCGUUCCCCGUGAUAUCCGUCGCCACAUCUUCAACCAAUACCGCUCCCUUCAUCACCUCGGCAUCAAGUCCACGCAGAGGCACAUCGGCUCCUGCUUCGUGUGGCAGUUCAUAAACCGUGGCAUCCGCCGGUGGGCUCGGAAUUGCUUGGCCUGCCAGCGUUCUAAGAUCCGGCUCCGCACGACAUCCUCAUGGUUACCAUUUCCCACCCCCGAUGCCCGCUGCCGCCUUGUCCCCUUGGAUCUGGUUGGACCUCUUCCUCUGUCUGCCGGCUACGUUUACUUCUUCACCUGCAGUGACAGGUACACUCGGUGGCCGGAAGCGGUACCUAUCAAGGAUAUCACGGCUGAGACAACCGCUCUCAGGUUCCUGUCCUCCUGA
Molecule: messenger RNA, 966 nt
Organism: Ornithodoros turicata
Lineage: Eukaryota; Metazoa; Arthropoda; Arachnida; Ixodida; Argasidae
Exons: 2
Coding region: 1-966 (321 amino acids)
Molecular function (GO): nucleic acid binding
Source: RefSeq, a predicted model, not a curated record